AUGACUGGUGAUCCGAUCAAAAUCACAAACAAAAUCAAGCCCUGGAAGUCCAUGAGGACUCUUGAAGAGGACCCCAACCCUGACAUUUCUGGCCUGAAUGCCCUAGAAAGGUCUCAGCCCUGUGGUGGCAGCGGCUCCUCUGUCAGCAAGCCAAUGGACCGUCGCACGGGACAGUCCAGCAUCACCGCCGCCAAGCUUGAAUCAGGCACAGCACAGACCUGA
Cordyceps fumosorosea ARSEF 2679 is the source of this 222-nucleotide messenger RNA. RefSeq lists its product as hypothetical. NCBI's taxonomy places the organism in Eukaryota, Fungi, Ascomycota, Sordariomycetes, Hypocreales, Cordycipitaceae. The record is from RefSeq and is a predicted model, not a curated record. Bases 1 to 222 code for a protein of 73 amino acids. The transcript has a single exon.